Lepisosteus oculatus (spotted gar) is the source of this 5533-nucleotide messenger RNA. RefSeq names its product A kinase (PRKA) anchor protein 17A (gene akap17a). The record is from RefSeq and is a predicted model, not a curated record. Lineage: Eukaryota; Metazoa; Chordata; Actinopteri; Semionotiformes; Lepisosteidae.
GGGCACUUCUGCGUUAUUAUUACUACUACAAGUACCAGUACGAGUGCAUGCUCCCAGAAGACAGCCAGCCCCUAGUCAGCGCUGUGCAAGAGGCCGGAGUAUCCAGAGUUUCAGCCCACCCGAAGUUAUCGAACCAAUCACAUCCCUCCUUCCAUGACGGAAGCGGAAUUACGUCAUACAGGAACUUUCUUUGCUCGUGUUGAUUGAACAACAAAACUGACUAGAUUUUUCUACAGCAGCGAUCACAGUCGCAUGCGGCGAGUAUGGCGACCACAAUAGUCCACGACACGUCAGAAGCGGUGAAGCUGUGCUCCUCCCAAGGCCUCUACCUGAAACCCAUCGCUAAACUCACCGUCAGCGUGGGGCUGCCCCAGCUGAAGCAGCCGGGCAAGUCCAUCUCCAACUGGGAGGUGAUGGAGAGGCUGAAGGCCAUGGUGCAGCCCGACCAGUUCUCCACCCUGCGCAUCGCCAAGAGCACCAUGGAGUUCAUCCGCUUCGAGGGCGAGGUGGAGAACCGGGGCAUCGUUCGGACGUUCCUGGCCAAACUCGAUGGGAAGACGAUAAAGCUGAGCGGCUUCACCGACAUCCUCAAAGUCCGGGCCGCGGAGUACAAGAUCGACUUCCCGACCCGCCACGACUGGGACUCGUUCUUCCGAGACGCCAGGGACAUGAACGAGACUCUCCCCGGCGAGCGGCCGGACACCAUCCACUUAGAGGGGCUGCCCUGCAAGUGGUUCGCCCCGAAGGGCUCGUCCUCGGAGAAGCCGUGUGAGAACGUGCUGCGGACCGUGUUCGAGGUCUUCGGCAGGAUCCGCAACGUCGACAUUCCCAUGCUGGACCCUUACAGGGAGGAGAUGAUGGACAAGAACUUCCACACCUUCAGCUUUGGCGGCCAUUUGAACUUCGAGGCCUAUGUGCAGUACCAGGAGUACAUAGGCUUCGUUAAGGCAAUGGAUGCCCUGCGGGGAAUGAAGCUGAUGUAUAACGGAGAAGAUGGGAAGGCCGUGGCGUGUAAUAUCAAGAUCACUUUUGACACCACCAAGCACCUGAGCGAUACCGCAAUAAAGAAGCGGCAGCAGGAGAGACAGAAGCUCCAGGACCUGGAGCGCCAGAGAGAAGAACAGAAACGGAAAGAGAAGGAGGAAGAGGAGAAGCGGAAGGAGGAAGAGAGGAAAAAGAGAGAGCUGGAGGAGGAGGAGAAGGAGAGGAAAAGGGAGGAGAAGCUGAGGAAGAGGGAGCAGAAGCAAAAAGAACGUGAGGAGAAGAAAAACCUCAAAAAGUUCCAAAAGCACCAAGCUGAGGAGCAGAAGAAACUGCAGGUGAAGAUUGCACUGGAAGAGAGGAAAGUAUUACUGGCCCAGCGGAACCUGGAAUCCAUUCGACUUAUUGCAGAACUGCUUAGCAGAGCCAAGGCUCAGAAGCAGCAGGAGCAGGAGCGGCUGGAGGCGGAGAGGGCCAGGCUGCUGCGGCUGGAGGAGAGGCGCCAGCUGCAGGAGGCCGAGCUGCGGCGCGUGGAGGAGGAGAAGGCGCGGGCUCUGGAGCUGCAGCGGCGGGAGAGGGAGCUCAGGGAGAGACUCCUGUGCAACCUCCUGAAGAAGAGCAGCGCGCCGGAGCUGCAGGGGGGCCAGGGAGCGGCCCCCAGAGGCCCGACUGGGCGGCCCACUUCCGCAGAUUUCUUCUCCGAUUCAGAAAAGCCCGAGCACCUCGCCGGCGCCGUCUGUCCAGACACCAUGGCGAACGGGGCUUUCGAUGGAGGGGUGUGUAACCCGGUGAAUGGUUAUGAGUGCACAGAGGAAAAUAAGGACCCGAGCCCUCGGUCCCGGACCUCUGAGAAAAAGGCUGACGGGGUCCGAUCGGGCCAACGUCAGCAGGGCGGCCGAGCAAGGAGGCACCGGAACUCCAGCCGCGAGGACAGGGAGCGCGGUCGGCGCAGACGGCGCCAUAGCUCGGGGGGAAGGGACAGGAGCAGGGAGAGGAGGAGCCGCUGCAGGGACUCCAGCAGUGCCGACGGCUGGCGCAGCCGGAGCCGGAGCAGCUCCAGGAGGCACUCCAGCGGGCACCGAUGGCACAGGCACCGCAGCCACAGCUCAACCCGGGAGACGAGCGGGCACAGGAGAGGGAGGAGACACCACCGCCAUCGAGAUGGGAGCUAAGAGCAGCCUGCAGGGACACUGAACUCUCGGUCCAGUGCAGCACACAAAAGCUGUUGGAGAGAGGAAGGCCGGUAAGCGGGGCCCAGGAGCUCCGGAGCUCUCUGGGCAGCAGGACUGAGGUUCCUUGUUGGAGCCGUCACAGGGGUGACCACAGCGUGGGUUUCUGGACUACUGACAUGAAGAAGAGGACUUCACCCAAGCAAGCCAGCAAUUUACAGUUUCAUACAGCAGGGCAUGAGUUCUUGGCUUUAGGGACCAAAAAUACAUUUUGUUUUUCAUUAAAAGGAAAAAUGUAAUUCCUCUCCUGUCUUUGCCCUUUUCUGAAAAUAUUUUGAAUACUUUUAUUUAAAUGUUUUCAACAGUGCUGAAAGUAUAACUUUUUAUCCAAUAUUUUGGUAUUUCAAAAGAAUAUGAGUCAGCCUUGGAGAUUUUAAAGUAUUUUUCUAGUUUUACCUAUAGAUUAACGCUCAGGAAAUUCUGUUUUCUCUAUUAAAACAUUAUGCUCACAUCACUGAACAACGGCACUUAAUGCUUUAGUGGUAUGUAGACUUAAAACCAGCAUGUAUAAAGGCCUCUAAUAGCCAGGCUGUUUAUUAGUUAAGGUUACAAUGAAUGCAGUAGAUGUUGCAAAGAAGAAUACUGCUACUUCAUUACUGCAUCAGUACAUUAAUGACUUUUAGACAGAUCUCCAAAUGUCCAUUAAGGGCAUAAAAAACAUGCUCUACGGUGUAUUUUUCUGUUGUCAUGAUAGUAGCAUUCAUGAACUCAUGAAGGAAAUUUGAAGGAAAAACGCCUCAAUAUUUCUAUAUUAAUCUUUCUUGAGACCAAUUCGAUUUAUCCAUUAUCACGCUGGAGGACCUAACGAAGAUAAACUAAAAUAUAUUUAUAGUAUGUGUGAAAAAGUGGCCAUAUAAUUUUUCAUUUGUUUUUCACAAGCAACAGACACUAUUUGAUCCCCAAAUAAUUUUAGCUCUGCGUUCUGUAUUGUUUUCUAAGGAGUUGAAAUGAAACCCAAACCUUCAAAGAACCAUUAAGUAUCCUGUUCAUGCAAUAGGGUACACAGGUGUUCUCUUGCCUGACGAAUAGUUUUGCUAUUUGUGAUGUCAGUUAAAGCACCAUGCACCCUCUGACAGCUGCUCAAAUCUGUUUUGGAAUUACUCCCAACUCUGUUGUUUUUUUUCAACAAUGUCUCUCUUCCACAGGUUUGCUGAACAGUCGGCAUCGGCUAUCUUACAUCUAAACGAUGCUUUCAGAUUAUUUUGACCCCGUGUGGUAAUGGGUUCAGUGAGGGGCUUGGCUGACAAACCUCACCCCCUGGUGAAUAAGGAUAUUGUAAUUUGCACUAGCAAAUAAAAAGUGUUUCUUAACAGUGUUCUUAAUUAUCUUAAUAUUCUAAACUUAUGCUGAACUGCUUAAAGUGAUGAAGUUCUGUUUAAGGAUUUUUAAUCAAUACAAUUAGUAAUCAACCACAUAUGUUUUUGUUUCCGUUUUGCAUGUUGAAAAGAAAAGAUCAGGUGCCAUGACUUUAUUUCAAUUAGGAUAGAAUAAAGAAUACAAGAGAGAAGCAUUUGGAUCAGUGGGCUCAUUUGGGUGCUUUCAUUUAUUGAAUUUACUUGCUGGAUACAACUGUAAUAUAGGGUUACUUAGCUGUCAAGUUGUUUGCCCAAACAAUUGUCAAAUUAACUUUUAAUGUAGAAUUACUAAAAUAUAGUUACUCCUCUGUCCAUUCGGUGUUUUAAAAAGUUUGAUUCCCUUAUUUCAUGACUUUUAAGUAAAACAAUGUUAAAAUAAUUAAGCACCAAUAGCAAUCCUAUGACUUAGGUUUAUUACUAACAAUCGUUUCAAGCUUCCCUUGGAAGCAAUACAAAUAUAAUUCAUGUAACAUGAACUCAAACCACUCGGUUUGUGUGGAGUCACCCCUGGAACUGGGUCACACUUGAUCUGAAAUAGCUGUGCAACUCCAUCCCAGAAAGCUAUCACAGAGCUCUUGCUGUCUUAAGUAGACCAGUUUAACAGACCAGUUCUUUAGUUGCUGCAGAUAGAGACCUAUAAGACAUGCUGACCUGGAGUUGUGCACCACUACUGUAAAACAUAUUUGAGCACAGAGGGUAAGGCAAGGAGUGGUUUAUAGUUUAACUCUUUCUCCAUGUCAUCAUAUGGGAAGAGCCUGAUUCCACUAUGUGUUUUUAUCAUUCGCAAUGCGAUGCCGGUCAAUACUCGUAUUCAUGAUGAGCUACACAUUGUCCCCCAUGACGUUAACACACAAUGAAGAUCUCUCUCUGGAUUUUUAUCUCUGGAGACUCAAAUCUUUACUGUUGAAACAUUUUGAUGAUUUUAGCAAACUGUUCUGGGGUGGAAUUUGUCAAAUAACUGUGAAGAAAAGCCUUUCUGCUGAAAAUGAGUUGUCGAUUAAAGAUUUUACCAGUAAAGUCAAGGAUGAAGGUUAGUUGGCCAGUGUGAUCUGGGAAAGGUGCUCCAACAAAGCACCAUUAAUUUUACAGGUUUUAUCUCAGCCACUUAGUGUUUGAGCCUAAGAAUUAAAUGAAUUUAUGCUUUUGCCACAACAUUUGUUCCAUCAGAUUAUAUCACCCAGUCCAGCUUUAAACUGACUCCUGACAAAGGAUAAGUAAAAUAUAAUGGGAAAAUAUUUCAAAAUGAAUGUGACCUUUUCAGUUACCCAACAGGCUGCAUUGAAUAAACUUUUACAUAGUCUGCCUUAAGAUUAAUAUUUUGACAUUGACUGCUUUAUUGUAAUUUUAGCCUAUUGGGUGCUACUAUUGUGGAAUUGAUCAAUUCAGUCUCAGAACAUCUUUCCUAUAAUUACACGUUUGCCUUCAGGUGACUACUCAGGGAAAUGUUACAAAAUCACACCCAGGAUUUACACCUGCUAGAGAUGAGACCACAAGUGCAUUUUUUGUGUUGUAGUAUAAGAGUUUAAGAAGAUUUACAAAUGAGAGGAGGGUAUUUGGCUCCAUAUAGUUCCUUCUAGUUAGAAGGUAAAAUCCAAGAAUCUACAAUUCUUGAAUCUCCUAAGAUCCAUCUCACCUGAGGAUCCUCAGCCAACGCGCCAUGUAUCUUGUUCCACAAUCCUACAAUACCAAUAGGAAAAAGCUCUCUCCUCCAAUGACGAUUCAAACCCCGUCUCCUGCCUGACACGGCUGGAUGCAUGUCAUGAUACUAACAAAGUUAAUUAGUAUAUACAGUGUGACCAAGACCCAGCCUUUAUAAAAUCCCAUGUUGGAAAUACCCAUUGUGUGUGACAUUUAGCUAUGCAUUAUGUUUUAUUUGUUGGAUGUAAUACAUCAUAUGUUCCCCUGGUCUAUAAAAAUAAAGCAGUGUAACAGAAAGUGUCUGUGUUGAAAUUAAAAAUCUUUCAAGUA